Manihot esculenta (cassava) is the source of this 1708-nucleotide messenger RNA. RefSeq names its product probable protein phosphatase 2C 14. Gene Ontology annotation, biological process: protein dephosphorylation. The record is from RefSeq and is a predicted model, not a curated record. The coding region runs from base 338 to 1603 and encodes 421 amino acids. The transcript is spliced from 5 exons. Lineage: Eukaryota; Viridiplantae; Streptophyta; Magnoliopsida; Malpighiales; Euphorbiaceae. Gene Ontology annotation, molecular function: cation binding; protein serine/threonine phosphatase activity.
GAAAAUAGAUAAGAGCACAUGCGAGUACUAAUAACCAAAUCAGAGGUUCUCGCUCUGUGUAUAAUAAUUAAUCCAGCUUAAUUAUUCUCGCUCCCUCCUAGCUCCUUAACAACUAUGCAUUCAAACUUUUGACCAAAAUUCCCAGGUUCUAACGGCUCUCUGAUGAGCUGCAAGAUACCACUUUGACCCCUCCAAACCCUAACUGCCGUCCACUAUUUUUACUUUGACUCCUCUUUGCUCCUCCCUUCUUCCCUCUCCUCUCCCUUUUCGUUUUUCUCUUUUAUAGCCGUUGGAGCUAUCCUCCAUCUCUCUCUCAUUCUCUCCCUUUGUAUUUGUGAUGUUUUUGCAAAAAAUGAACGCGAACCCCACCGCAGAACUGCCUUCUAAUCCAGUUGUUUCUUGUUCUUUGAAGCGAAAGAGACCACCCAAGAUUGAGAUCCCAAAUGUGUUGCAAGAAAUUCAGGCUGAUAAGCUCAAGUUCAAAGACCUCACCCCCAGAAAUGAUCCCGUUUGUUUCAGUGGAAUGGGUGUUGGCGUCUCUGCUAUCAAAGGCAAUAAAAAGUUCAUGGAAGAUACCCACAAGAUAGUUUCUUGCUUAAACGGCAGCUCAAACAAAGGCUUUUUUGGUGUUUAUGAUGGGCAUGGAGGGAGAAAAGCUGCGGAGUUUGUUGCAGAGAAUUUACAUACCAACAUUCUCGAAAUGAUGGUGAAUUGUACAGGAAAUGUAUCCAAGGAGGAAGCUGUUAAAGCUGGGUACUUGAAAACAGACCAAGAGUUCUUGAAACAGGGCGUAGUCAGUGGUGCCUGCUGUGUCACAGCAUUGAUUGAAGGGGAAGAGGUUGUUGUCUCAAACUUGGGAGAUUGCAGGGCUGUUCUUUGUAGAGGAGGAGUGGCUGAAGCCCUUACAAAAGAUCAUAGAGUAGAACACGAGGAAGAACGAAAAAGAAUUGAGACUAAGGGAGGAUAUGUUGAGAUCCAUCGAGGUGCGUGGAGAGUCCAUGGUGUCCUUUCUGUUUCUAGAAGCAUUGGAGAUGCUCAUCUGAAGGACUGGGUAAUGGCCGAGCCUGAUACAAUGAUCCUACAGCUGACGCCGGACACUGAGUUUCUAGUCUUAGCUUCUGAUGGACUAUGGGAAGAGGUUGGGAACCAAGAAGCUGUUGAUACUGUGAUUUCAUUGUGUAAAAAUCAGAAGAAAUUGGGAUCCAUUCGAGAUAUUCAAAGAGAGGAUGAUGUUUGUCAUGGCUGUGUCAAUGUAAGUCCUUCAUCAAAGUUGCGAAGGGUGUCCUUGGUCAAGCAUCAAAAGGGUUCAAAACAAUCACCAAGAAACAAGCAAACAGUUGAUAGCGGGAAAGAUCUGCAAGAUGAUUAUGCAUGUGAAAAUGAAAGUCCUCCUACAAAGUCGAGAAGGAUUUCAUUGUUCAAGCGAAAAAACACCAAGGUUGAUUCACCUAAUAAAGAAAACAGUGCCCAUAAGAAGGGACCUGCCUCUAUGGGGCUUGGGGCUGCUUGUAAAGAGCUUGUGAACCUUGCUGUGAGAAGAGGUAGUCUGGAUGACAUUACUGUGAUGAUAAUUGAUUUGAAUCACUUCAGAUGUAACAACUGACAUGUGGAUUAAUCUAGUCAGUGCAUAUUGUAGCUGCCUGGGUAUGCUGAUCUCAAUUCUAAGAAUCCAUAUAGAUCACAUUAGUUAAGCAUUUUCGGCGAUUUC